This is a messenger RNA of Hypanus sabinus (Atlantic stingray), 1226 nucleotides long. RefSeq names its product mitochondrial import receptor subunit TOM40B-like. The record is from RefSeq and is a predicted model, not a curated record. Gene Ontology annotation, cellular component: mitochondrial outer membrane; mitochondrial outer membrane translocase complex. The transcript is spliced from 11 exons. Lineage: Eukaryota; Metazoa; Chordata; Chondrichthyes; Myliobatiformes; Dasyatidae. Gene Ontology annotation, molecular function: transmembrane protein transporter activity. Gene Ontology annotation, biological process: protein import into mitochondrial matrix. The coding region runs from base 59 to 1129 and encodes 356 amino acids.
GAGGAAUCAUCGGACAGACCGGAAAUCGGCGCUGUCCGCUCCGUCACGGUACAAGCCGAUGGGCAAUGGCACGAGCACCGAGCGGCGGCUUCGUAACCCCGGCAGCUUCGAACGGCUUCACAGACUUUGCAAGGAUGUUUUCCCUCAGCAACUCGAAGGUGUGAAACUCAUCAUCAACAAACAUCUCAGCAGCCACUUCCAGGCUGCACAUACAAUCCACCUGAGCUCAAUGUCACCGCAUUACCAUUUCAAGGCAAUGUACUCAGGAGAUCAACAGGCGGACUCUAAUGAGAGCUUCCCACAGGCCCUGGGAGAAGUGGACAGCACAGGCAGUUUGAACGCUCAGUGUGUCGCCUUGUUGGCUAGUCGGAUCCGAGCCAAGGCUGCCUUCCAGACCCAACAGGAGCGCUUCCAGACGUGGCAGUUUGACACGGAGUAUCGGGGUGACUCCUUCACUGCCACUAUCACCCUUGGCAACCCCGACAUCAUCAGUGAAUCUGUCAUCCUGGUUGCACACUUCCUACAGAGUAUCACCCAUAACCUGGUGCUGGGUGGUGAGAUGGUCUAUCAUCGCAGGCCAGCAGAGGAAGGAGCCAUCUUCACCUUGGCUGCAAAGUACACCACCUCUCAUUGGGUUGGGACAUUGAACAUUGGUCGAGGGGGUGCCCAUGCUAGUUACUACCAUCAAGCCAACGAUCAGGUUCAGGUGGGGGUGGGCUUCGAGGCCAGCACCCAGACCCAGGACACCACUUUCUCCUUCGGGUACCAGCUGGACAUCCCCAAGGCAAACAUGGUGUUCAGAGGUUCCUUGGACAGCAACUGGGUGGUGGGAGGGCUCCUGGAGAAGAGGCUGGCUCCCUUGCCUCUGACCCUUACCCUCGGCGCCUUCAUUGACCACUUGAGAAAUAAGUUGCAGUACGGCUUCACAGUGACGGCCAGUGACAGUGAUUCCAAUCCUCGUGUGGAGGGUCUCCCUCGACCCAGGAACGAAAAGGCCCAAUAUCUGGGAAAGGCAGAGGAGGAUGUCGACAUUGACCUGAAUGCACCAGAGACGGAGAAGGCAGCCCUGGCCAUCCAGGGCCAGUUCCGCAAGUUCCAGAGGAGGAAGAAACCCGGGCCUGCUUCGUAGGCCCAUCAUCAGAGGCAACCGUGGCUGAAGAAGUCAGUGACAUUCAGCUUGGUCAGCAUAGGCAAGCUCAGAAAUAAAAGCAAGAAGUGCUUUCUUA